CUCCGGCGGACAACCUUCCACUGGUCCUGUGUUUACUCAGCGAUGGCAUGGCUGUCCCGGUUGCCCAAGCGCCACACUGUUGCAGGCUUUGACCUGGACGAUGAGCCCACUCCAACAGCCUGUGAAGCCAAUGAAGAGAAAGCUUGGGAGGACCGCAAUCACGAUUCGAGGCCACGCCGGCGACUGCGAAACAUGGUCGAGGAGAAGGAAAAUGUUUGGCAUGGAGACCAUGGAGACCAGCCGGAGAGGUCUGGGCCAUCCAAGCGCGUGAGAAGCGAAGCCCACGUCGCCGAGGAAAGCAUCACGUUUGCCACGGAGAGGUCGCUGCCAUCAGAGCCGAGCAGAUGCUUGAAAAGCUUCAUCUCCGAGGACCAUAAUGACCUUUUCUGGGAUGGUGACCACGCAACAGCACAGCCUUCCGCAGAACGCCCGCGGAGACGUUUAAGACGAGCUCCAGACGUGGCCGAGGAACCAUGCAAUGAAGCAGCGAGGCCAUCGUCGCCGGUACUUGUCCCUGAGGAUCCGUUUCUUGAUCUGUCCGAGCCUGCGCUUGUGCCAGCAUCAGCGCGGUCCCGGAGGCUGACGCCAGCCCCGAGGGCCUCACGCACUGCACGGCCGGUGGAGGCCAUUGAGGUCCCAGACAGCCAGCCAUGUCCAGACGACUGGCCGGAAGUCAUUGUGGAGGCUGUCAGGCCUCGUAGGAGGCAAUCCAUGAGCAGUGACCUGGAGAUCGCCCGAAUGUUGCAGCUUGAGGAAGCUGCUGCAUUAUCUCAGUCGUUAGGCGGCACCCUGCCUAGGCGGCUUCUCCAUCCACCCGCGCGGCGCUCGCCGAUGGACCAAGUGUUCUCUGCUGCGAUGGCCCAUGGCGGUGCAUUGGCGGAGGCAGUGGCACAGGCCGCAGAUCGACGGUUUCGUCCUUUGCUACAGGAGACCCUUGGCCGCCGCGAGCCCGCGGGAACUUUGCAGCAGCAGGUUCAGAGCCUGAGUGCACACCGCGACUUCACUGCGGACGACUAUGAUUUGUUGCUGCAGCUGGAUGGCGAAACGUCCUCGCCGCAAGGGGAGGAGGAACUUUGCUACCUUCGCAGCAUGGUCGAUCUUCUACCACUCUCGGUAGUGCGAGCAGGUGCUGUGGCCCAGUGCAUGGUUUGCUUAGACUCUAUGGAGGUGGGUCAGGAAGUUCGAACUCUGCCCUGCAUGCACACCUUCCACCGCGGCUGCAUCGACCGCUGGCUUUGUGAGCCUGGGCGCCGACCACGCUGCCCCAUUGACCAGGCGGGGAACCACGUCCUUUUCUGAGUCUAUUUUUAUUUUGAUUCCUUUCUCUACUCUUUUUUUUGAAUUAUAGGUUCUUACUGUUGUGUAAGCACAGCAUAUAUGGGGAAGAACACAGAGUGUACGAGUCUGCUUGGUGGCAUGUGCAACAGUCUUAAAUGGUCUGAUGUGCGGGCCAUUUUAAUGGCUACAAGCUUCUGAGAUCAUAUUUCUCGAAUGGUUGCUGCUCAGAGCUUUUCUUUAGGCUCCCUUUGUGGCAGCUUUUGUUGUGCCAGUGCUGGACGUGAACGCUUUGACGAAUUCAGUAAAGUCCUUGGCUUCAUUGCAGGGAGGAUCCAUGAACUUGCUUCCCACGGAUGCAGAGUUGGCCGCUUGGUCGUCCUCUAACACUAUCACAUCCGCACGCGCAGCGGGCUGAGUACUGAAAUCUGGCCCCGCGUCAAACACACCUCAGGAGCCACUUUUGAUCCAUGGCCCCAUGGCGGCAGUGCCCUUCCCUUUCAUUGGCAAAGACGGGCAUCCAAAGCAGGUGGCCACCAAAGAAGCGGUCAAGCACUGCAACAUACCGGGAGUGCCUGACCAGCUCGUGGUGUAGCAGUAGCGCAGUGAAAGGGUACAUCGAAGACACCAGUCAGGUCUCACGAGUGGCAAGCGGACGAAGCCCUAAGUGCCACUCCACUCAAGAUCGUUUGCGGAGUACGGGGGUGCGAUCUCAGUGUGGAUAAGAUCACAGCUGGUGAACACUCUCAAGCUCCCGGACAAAAUCCUGCCAUGAAGUUUGGUUGGGCUUGGGUCAGCUUGUCGGACGCGCUUCACCACCAUUCUGUUCAAAUCUGGGAAGCCCAAUGCAAGAUGCAGAGUCGGACUGCCAUGUUGCUGUAAAGGCUCAAAGGUAUGUUGUGGGGCAUGGCGUGAAGCGUGGGGUAUGUGUAAGCAUGGAACUUGCGAAAACACAUAGUGUAACAGGCAGCCUGCCUGGUAUAGUGGUGGCCUGUGCAACAGUCUUGAAAACAAUUUUGGCUACAAACUUGUGACUUUUUCUCGAGCCAGCCAGACUAUCCUGCUUUCAGGAGGGGUGUCGGAGGUAGCUAUAUAGAGGGGAAAAAGACUUGGCAGAUAAGCUACUGUGUAUUAAGGAGGUCUUGAGUUCUUCAAGAGCUAUUUGCCAUGCCAGCCCUCGUUGAAAAACCUGUUGCAUGGUCGCAGACUUUUGAUCUGUGGAAGAAUAGAUGUAAUUGAUAUGCGCCUUACAAAUGCUAAGAUGACCGCCACUCAACCCCUUGCACAUCACUUUGCGCUGUCAGAAUAUGUUUGCAAUUUCGCCCCAAGGCUGAAGUUCAACUUGGCUAAAUUGGGUGAAGCUUCUGACUGGUUGGAAGUGCUACUUCGCAUGGACCGAAGAAUUGAGUGCAA
Messenger RNA from Durusdinium trenchii, 2688 nucleotides. NCBI's taxonomy places the organism in Eukaryota, Dinophyceae, Suessiales, Symbiodiniaceae. The record is from the annotation of a GenBank genome assembly.